AUGCGAGAUAAGAAGGAGAGGUGGGAGGGCAGACGCAAAAGAGAAGACCUGUCCCGUGAUGACUUGCUGUUUCUGCUCAGUAUCUUGGAGGGGGAACUACAGGCCAGAGAUGAGGUAAUCACUGUGCUGAAAUCAGAGAGGACAAAUUUGGCUCCCCUUUGUGCCCACUACGGUUUCAGUGGACCGGAUAAGGUGCUCUGUGCCCUGCAGAGAGACUCCCACCAAGCACAGCAGGACUGCCUACAGGAUGUGUACGAAAAACCAAUUGCUAAGCUCAAUCACUUGGUGGAGGCCCAGAAGCGUUCAACCAAACGGAUGCUGAAACAGCUUGUGGAGGUGUCCCGCUCUCACAGUGGUGCCCUACUCAAGCUAGAGGAGCAAGAGGGGAGCCACAGGGCUUUUAUCCAUAAGAGCAACUGCCUUACCAGUCUACUGGAGCAGGACAGAGAAAGGUUGGUGCACCCAAACCCUAGAGGCUUUUAUGAAUGCCUAAGAAAAGACAACAUUGAUAUUUUAUAG
Messenger RNA from Lates calcarifer (barramundi perch), 519 nucleotides. RefSeq names its product filamin A-interacting protein 1-like. The record is from RefSeq and is a predicted model, not a curated record. Lineage: Eukaryota; Metazoa; Chordata; Actinopteri; Centropomidae. The transcript is spliced from 3 exons. The coding region runs from base 1 to 519 and encodes 172 amino acids.